Messenger RNA from Choloepus didactylus (southern two-toed sloth), 4354 nucleotides. It is a transcript of the gene LIPE, whose product is annotated as lipase E, hormone sensitive type. The record is from RefSeq and is a predicted model, not a curated record. Gene Ontology annotation, cellular component: cytosol. The coding region runs from base 1296 to 3962 and encodes 888 amino acids. Gene Ontology annotation, biological process: cholesterol metabolic process; triglyceride catabolic process. Gene Ontology annotation, molecular function: triacylglycerol lipase activity; sterol ester esterase activity. The transcript is spliced from 11 exons. NCBI's taxonomy places the organism in Eukaryota, Metazoa, Chordata, Mammalia, Pilosa, Megalonychidae.
UUUGGAGUCACAAGAGCCUAGGGUCCAGCCCCUUCCCCACCCUUUUGGACCAGUGUCUUGCUCUGUCUGAGUUGGCUCCUCCCUCCUCAUCUUUAAUGACGAUUCCUACCCCAUAGAUGGCAAGCAAAUGAGGCUGGGUUUAUAAAGUGGGAAAUCACAGUCAGUCGUGCAAUAAAUAUUCACCAGGCACCAGCUGUGUGCCAGGCACUGCGUGUGGUUGAGAGUAUAGCAGUGAAUAAAAUGGACAAAAGUCCCUGCCUUCAGAGAGCAUACAGUUCACAGGGGAGGCAGAAAGCAAGCAGCACAAAUUGUCAGUUAUAGAAUAUGUUAGACAGGGACCAGUGCCUCCAAAAAAAGUAACCCUCCACAUCUUGAAGAGGCCGAAUGUGCUCCAUGAAACCACCCUGGGCAGCAAAUACUGCCCACGGUGUGCCACUCACAAAGCACACCCUGCCCUAAGCCAGGCACGAUGGCCAGUUACAGUUUCCAGAUGAGUAAACCAGACCCUGCCCCAGGAUUUCCCGGCAAGUGGCUCGGACCAGGUGACCAAUUGUCACAGCCGCCAAGCUUUGAGCUGCCUCCCAAGCCUCUGUCCGUCCAUCUGUGCAUCUGUUGUGUUGGUCUUCCUUGGGGUGGGGGUGGGGAAGUAAGUCCUCUCCCAGGCUCCCCAUCCACCCCACCUGCCCCUACUUUGACUCUCCAUGCCUCCAUUCCUUCAUCAAUUCUUUGCCAAACACCUACUACAUGCUAGGCCCAUGAUGCGCCCUAGGCCACCCCCUGCCCUUGUGGGAUGAUGUUCGCAGGGGAGACGGAGGAGGAUCCCCCUACAGCCAAGCAAGUAGGCUGAGGCUUCAGGGCCUCUUGUUGGCACAGGUCCCUUCUGGGCCCUGAACCUGAUUUCAUAUUUGUCACUUUAUAUUUCUUUUUCUUAAUGAGCCUCACCCCCAUACUACAUAAGCAUCAGGGCUCCAUACAACCUAAGGGGAGGCAAACAACAAACACAUAAAACAAUAAUGGCAAAAUGCUAGGAAGGAGAAAAACUAAAUAUUAUGGCAGAAAAUGGUAUUGGGGUGGGGGUGAGUCUUAGGUGGGAAGGAGCAGUUAGGGUAUGCCUCUGAGGAGGUGCCAACAAGCUGAGGCCUAAAGGUUAAGAAAGAGCCAGCCAGGCAAGGAGCAUGCAGAAUAACCAAGGUGAAGUGUCACAGUGAGCCUCGGUUUCCCCAUAUGUGAGGUGGGGGUGACAGUCACAGCAGAAUGGGCUAUCAAGAGGAAGUGGCAGGGCCAGGGUACCUGGUAUGAGCUUGGCACUGCCCUUAAUUGGCUUUUGUUCUCCUGGGAGGGACAAGCAGGGCUGGCUACCCCCUCACUCCCCCAACAGCUGGGGCUGGCUGUGCCAGGGCCAGCCUGGGGAGUGGCGGGGACUGAGAUCACUGGGCCUUUGGCUCCCUGAAUCCACUCAGGGAAGAGGGAGUGCAGCCUGGCUAGCCUCGCAGUUCAUACAGGGCAUGGACCUGCACACAAUAACCCAGUCACUGGUGACUCUGGCAGAGGACAACGUGGCCUUCUUCUCAAGCCAGGGCCCCGGGGAGACGGCACGGCGGCUGUCGAGAGUCUUUGCGGGUGUGCAGGAGCAGGCGCUGGGGCUGGAGCCGGCCCUGGUCCGCCUGCUGAGCGUGGCGCACCUCUUUGACCUGGACGUGGAGACGCCAGCCAAUGGGUACCGGAGCCUCGUGCACACGGCCCGCUGCUGCCUGGCACACUUACUGCACAAAUCCCGCUAUGUGGCUGCCAACCGCCGCAGCAUCUUCUUCCGUGCCGGCCACAACCUGGCCGAACUCGAGGCCUACCUGGCCGCCCUCACCCAGCUCCGGGCUCUGGCCUACUACGCCCAGCGCCUGCUGGCCACCAACCAGCCCGGGGGACUGUUCUACGAGGGGGAUGAGAGGCUCAUAGCCGACUUCCUGCACGAGUAUGUCAUGCUGCACAAGGGCUGCUUCUAUGGCCGCUGCCUGGGCUUCCAGUUCACUCCCGCCAUCCGGCCGUUCCUGCAGACCAUCUCCAUCGGGCUGGUGUCCUUUGGGGAGCACUACAAACGCAAUGAGACAGGCCUGGGUGUGACUGCCAGCUCCCUCUUCACCAGCGGCCGCUUCGCCAUUGACCCAGAGCUGCGUGGGGCCGAGUUUGAGCGAAUCAUACAGAACCUGGAUGUGCACUUCUGGAAAGCCUUCUGGAAUAUCACUGAGAUUGAGGUGCUAUCGUCCCUGGCCAACAUGGCCUCGGCCACUGUGAGGGUAAGCCGCCUGCUCAGCCUGCCUCCCGAGACCCUGGAGAUGCCGCUGACUGCUGACCCCAAGCUCACAGUCACUGUCUCACCCCCGGUGGCGCACACGGGCCCUGGGCCUGUCCUCAUAAGGCUUAUCUCCUGCGAGCUACGCGAAGGACAGGACAGUGAGGUGCUCACCAAGCUGGUGAAGUCCGAGGGUCCGCGGAGCCUGGAGCUGCGCCCACGCCCCCCGCAGGCGCCCCGCUCACGGUACUUGGUCGUGCACAUCCACGGCGGUGGCUUUGUGGCCCAGACCUCCAAGUCCCACGAGCCCUACCUCAAGAGUUGGGCCCAAGAGCUGGGUGCGCCCAUCAUCUCCAUCGACUACUCCCUGGCCCCCGAGGCCCCCUUCCCCCGCGCGCUGGAAGAGUGCUUCUACGCCUACUGCUGGGCCGUCAAGAACUGCACCCUCCUCGCCCCUGCCCUCCUGCACUGCCAACCUCCUGGCCUGUGCUCCAGCCACUCUUCCAGCUCCUCUGACCUCACACUUCACAUACAAGGUCCUGGGAAGAAACUGAGGUGGAGCAGGGUGGGCAGUUGCCCCAGGACACAGGGUUCAACAGGGGAGCGGAUAUGCCUUGCAGGAGACAGUGCAGGCGGGAACCUCUGCUUUACUGUGUCCUUCCGGGCAGCGGCCUACGGUGUGCGGGUGCCAGAUGGCAUCAUGGCAGCCUACCCGGCCACCAUGCUGCAGUCCACUGCCUCGCCCUCCCGCCUCCUGAGCCUCAUAGACCCCUUGCUGCCCCUCAGUGUGCUCUCCAAGUGUGUCAGCGCCUACGCUGGUGGAGAGACGGAGGACCUCUCGGACCCGGACCAGAAGGCACUGGGCAUGAUGGGGCUGGUGCAGCGGGACACAGCCCUGCUCUUCCGAGACCUCCGCCUGGGCGCCUCCUCGUGGCUCAACUCCUUUCUGGAGCUGAGUGGGCACAAGUCCCGCAAGACCUCGGUACCUGUGGCAGAGCCAAUGCGGCGCAGUGUGUCGGAGGCAGCACUGGCCCAGCCCGAGGACCUGGUGGGCACAGACUCGGUCAAGAGCCUGACGCUGCAGGACCUGAGCCUGAGGGGCAGCUCCGAGGCAUCAGAAGCCCCCGAGCUGUCCCUGUCUGCUGAGACACUUGGCCCCUCCAAGCCCUCAGACGUCAACUUCCUCUUGCGGUCCGAGGAUGCCCUGGAAGAUGAGGCUAGGGAUGAGCUGUCCCCCUCCAUGGACCUCAGCCACGGCACCGCCUUCCCCGAGGGCUUCCACCCGCGGCGCUCAAGCCAGGGCCCGACGCGGAUGCCCCUCUACUUGUCACCCAUCGUCAAGAACCCCUUCAUGUCACCACUGCUGGCACCCGAAAGCAUGCUGCAGAGCCUGCCACCCGUGCACAUUGUGGCCUGCGCGCUGGACCCCAUGCUCGACGACUCGGUCAUGUUCGCGCGGCGGCUGCGCGCGCUGGACCAGCCGGUGACGCUGCGCGUGGUGGAGGACCUGCCGCACGGCUUCCUGAGCCUGGCGCCGCUGUGCCGCGAGACGCGACAGGCGGCGGCGCUGUGCGUGGAGCGCAUCCGCCUGGUGCUCACCGUGCCCAGCGCCGCCAAGUCCGCGCACCGCCGCAGCCUGGAACGCCGCCCCGUGCCCGCCGCGCCGCCCACCUGAGCCCUGCGCGCGGCGCCGGAGCUGGGGCCCGGGAGGGGAGCUACUAAAGGCCUCUUUUUCCCAUACGCGCCGGCCUCCGUGGUGAAUGCGCUCCGGGACGGGUUGCAGGCACCCCCUCGAGGGGUUCCCCGCCCAUCCGGCCCCUCCCUUGGGCCACGGGGCAGGGGGCGGGCUGUGCUUUAAGUCGGGGCACAGGAACGGGGGUGGGGGUGCGGGGGCCUGAAGGCUGGGACCCGAACCGAGGGGAGGGGGUGCACACACACCUGUCACCGAAAUACUGGACCUGCACUCCUGCCACUGUCUUCUGCUGCUGUUGCCAUCGCCGCCAGGGCGGUCCGGACCCCCUGGCAGAUGUUUGGUCUCUUUGUUGAAAAAUAAAAAAUAUUUAACUA